GAUAUUUUCAUCUGAGCCACUGGACGACACAGAAGCAUCCCCCCAUCAGCUCUACAAAAACUGUUGUAUGCUUAUAUGUUAGUGCUUGUUCUGAUUUGUCCCGAGAUCCACCAAAAAUAUUUUGCAAUCCACGUAUUGGCCACCACUGCUGUACUUAUCGAUUGACCGCGGAACACAUUGGGUGUGGUUUUGUUUCUACCAGGUCGUCUUUCAGGGGGGUGCUAUUGUGUGGUACCCACGUGGGAAUAUCAUGCUUGUAACCAAAACAUCCCUUUAAAGAGUGAGUUAUAUGCUUUUCUAAAGCGAAGUGAGGAUAGAUUACAAUAAUCAAAAGUGAAAACUAAUAAUGGUGGGCAAGAUAAAGCGAGUCCGCCAGAAGCUUCAUCAUGAGGCAGUGAAGCUGACGCAGGAGACCAGAGAAAAAUCAGGGAAUUCCGCCCGUGAGUCGGUAAAGCUACCGGAGCCUGGAGGAUUGCUGAUUUUAAAACCGCCAGUCGUAAAUACAUACACCUUGAAGCAUGUUGAUACUGAGGAGAAAAUUAAGAAGUUGAAUGUGGAAGCCCCGGUUAAGCGCUGGAAUGUUCGAUCGUCUUCCAUCUUUGCUGAAACCAAGAUCAGUCCUGAAGCUCUUGUGCAGUCAUUGGAUUUAGACGCCACUCAGAGCCCUGUUCCCAUUCAGAAAGGAGAUCAAGAUGCUACAGGUGCUUCUUCAGCCAGCCCUGCUCCAGAGAGGCGGAGGAAACCAAAAUUUAGAGCAAGUGAAAAUGACGUUCUUGUUACUGAGGUCUUAAGAAAUCGAAGGCAUUUAUUUGGAAAUGCCAGUAAACCGUGCCCUGCCAGGAAAGCCAUUUGGCAGGAGAUCACGGCCAAGAUCAAUAGACUGGGGGUUUGGCCAAGGAAUAGACUGGAGGUGCAGAAGCGAUGGUUUGAUAUCCGUGCCAAUGUCAGGAAGAAGGCAAACACCCUUCACGACUCCUUGGCUCCCGACGGAUCUCCACCGUCAGAUCCACUGACUCUCAGGGACCAGAGAAUUCUCGCUACCUUUAACCUGCGUGUCUUCAAAGGAUUCCACAUAGCCUAUUACACUGUGCAUGGAGUCAACAGUGUAACAAAACAAGACUCGGACAAUGAUGAUGAUGAACCACAGGAGCCUGGCAGAAUAACAGCUGUGUCUGUGGAGGAAGGGCAGCUACCACAGCCUAUGGAGGAAGAGAUUCAAGAUCUAGUUGGAGGGAUUAGUGUGCCAAAGGAGGAAGAGGGACUAUCCCCACCGCCUUCAUCAAGUGCCUCUUGUACGCCUCCAGCCCUUGAGUGUCCCAUAGGGCCUCCUACUCGUCUAUUUGAUGCCCCUCCAGUGCCACCUCCAGUUGCCCCCUGUCCAACCGCUGCCAGCUCUGUGCCCCAACACCAACCUCCGUCUUUGAGGAUGCCUCGAACGCCCAGGGGACAGUCGAUUGAAGAUGUUCACAGCAAUGUGGGACGCCUCAUGCAGCUCCAGCAAGAGACAAAUGCGAUCAUGGGCCGGGUGGAGACGCACUUGGCUGACAUGGCUAGCAGUUUAAGGUUGAUGGUUCAGGCCUUUCUGCAGGUCAGCGCUUGCACUUCCAUGGGUCCACAGGUCCCCAAUUCAGAGAUGUGCUCACCGCCACCAGAGUUCCACCCUGCUUCAUGCUCUUCCACCUCACGUUCUCCUGGCAUCUCUCUUUCCCCCAAAGCCAGCCCUUCUUUACCUCUUGGUCUCCCAACUUUUGCACCCUCUUCAGACUCUUCCUUGCUUCACGGUGUCCAAUCAACAGACUGGAAUAAGAAAAUACCUUGAAAUGAAUUAAUUCAUCUUUUGACUGCCACGCAAAUAGACGAUUCCUUCAUUGCCGUGGUAAAAAUUGCACUUUUACAUCGCUCUAUUAAAAUCUAUGUAUAUAAUAUAAGAGAAAACACUCCGGUACAGUGACAAAAAGUUUUGGACGGGAAAUCAGAAAGCUGCAGCAACUGUGGAGUUUAUGACUUCACUCACACAUAUGUAUAACAAAUCACACUGUAAGAAAGAUAAUGUGAGUUUUAUACAUUUAUAAAGAUUAUACUUACGGUUUAGGUAUUUUUGUAAGUGGAUUGCUGAUAAACAAUGGAUGAUGUUACCAUGUGUCUGUAAUUCAAAUCUGCCUCCAUUAAACCCAGUUGUCUAAGA
Messenger RNA from Acipenser ruthenus (sterlet), 2185 nucleotides. RefSeq names its product ribosome biogenesis protein SLX9 homolog. Gene Ontology annotation, cellular component: nucleolus; 90S preribosome; preribosome, small subunit precursor. The transcript has 4 exons. Gene Ontology annotation, biological process: maturation of SSU-rRNA from tricistronic rRNA transcript (SSU-rRNA, 5.8S rRNA, LSU-rRNA); regulation of transcription by RNA polymerase II. The record is from RefSeq and is a predicted model, not a curated record. NCBI's taxonomy places the organism in Eukaryota, Metazoa, Chordata, Actinopteri, Acipenseriformes, Acipenseridae. The coding region runs from base 347 to 1819 and encodes 490 amino acids. Gene Ontology annotation, molecular function: DNA-binding transcription factor activity, RNA polymerase II-specific; RNA polymerase II cis-regulatory region sequence-specific DNA binding.